UCUCAUUUGUUUUUAGCUUACAAAAAUUGUGAACUUGUCAAGAGAAGAGCAUAUUAGUAUUUGCUGUUUCAGAACAUAAAUAGCCAAGUUUCGGAAGAAAAACGCAUUAAAGACUUUUUGAAAAUAUGGACAUUUUAGAGGUAAAACUUGAAGAAUCACUUGAACAUAUUCGCUGCUGGGAAUGCGGUGAAACAUUUAAAGAAUGGACAGAACUGGGGAAUCACAGGCAAAGUUCACACAACCUCUACACCUGCAAAUAUUGUACGAAAGAAGAAAAAUCCGUGAUAGACUUUGAGUAUCAUCUUCAAAUCCAUGGUGGAUUCAAGCUCUUCAAGUGUAUCAUCUGCCAUGAGAAUUUUUCGUUCCUCUUUGAACUCAAUGAUCACCUUCCCAAACAUUUAUCUGAAGUCAAAGAUUUAGAGAAAAUUGAAUAUGUGGAAGCAUCGGAAAUACAUGAUGAACCCUGUUCCCAAGAUAUCGAUAUAAAAUCAGAAGACUCUGAUAAUGAGAGUAACAAUUUAGAUCAUUUUCCAGAGUCAGAAGUUGAUCGGAAUGAUGAAGAUAUGAAGUACACUGAAUCAAUAGAAGUUGGUCAAGAAUACAAAAUAAAACGAGGAAGACCCAAGAAAACAGAUCUACCACGUCCUAAGUUAGAAAGGAGAUUCAAAUGUCCACAUUGUCCUCAAACAACAAAAACCUCCACAAACCUUAAACUCCAUCUUCGGACUCACACAGGGGAAAAGCCAUUUGAAUGUGCUGAAUGUGGGAAAUGCUAUGUUCAGAAAUGUGCUUUGCAGAUUCACAUAACAAUGAAGCACGACAGCAACAAGAAAAGAACGGAAGCUUGCCAUAUAUGCGGGAAAACCUUCUACUUUGUACGCAGGCUGAAGGCCCAUAUUCGUGAGAUUCACACCAAACCACGAGAGAGAUAUCCCUGUUCCGUUUGUGGCAAAACCUAUUCCACCAAACACGGUGUGGACUUGCAUAUGCAGAGUCACCUGGACAAGCCACAAGAAUAUAACUGCCCUAAAUGCGAGAAGAAAUUCAAAACUUAUGAUGGGAUGAUGCUACAUAAUCGUCAAUAUCAUAUCUUUGGAAAGCAAUUCAAGUGUAAUUGGGAAUCCUGUGAAUACAGUAGUUGCAGCAAAGCAACGUUAAUACAGCACCUGAGGACCCAUACUGGGGAAAAGCCCUUUAAGUGCAAAUUAUGUGUUAAAUUCUUCUCUACAAAAACCAGCCUUAACAGUCAUAUAGCUCAUCACGGUGCACCAACGCAUCAGUGUACUAUCUGCGAGAAAUCCUUUAAAGUCCAACAAAGUCUCAAGGUUCACGUACAGAGAGUUCAUGCAGAAAGAAAAUUUCCUUGUCUCGUAUGCGAGAAAAAAUAUGCUUCCAAUGCAGAUGCAAUGAGACACAUGAGAGAUACUCAUUCCAUAAAGAAGAAGGAUAAAGUCCAGAAAAAGCAACAAGAGGAUAAUCUUUUAAGAUCAUUUCUCUCAAUAUUUUGCAAAAGGAUAAGCACUCCUAAGAUGGAUAUGUAUCAGGCCACGGUAAAAGUGGAAGUCACCGAGGGACUGCAGUGUGUGCAUUGUGAAAAUUUUGUAGAAAACAGUGAAUAUGAUAAACACAGAGAUAUUUGCAAGAAAGCAUCCUCCUACUCCUGCAAAACAUGUCUAAAAGAGGAAUCCAGCCUCUUGGAUUUUGAGUCUCAUUUGCAAAAUCAUGGGGGAUUUAAAUUCUUCAAAUGUAUCAUCUGCCAGGAAAUUUUUACGCAUUUGUGGGAAUUAAACAAUCACUUACCUAGUCAUCUGCCAGAGGAGAAAUUUGUCGAAGCUGAACAAUCUGAAGGUCCUCCAGUUAAUCCUGCCCAUGAGACAGUGAUGGUGAAGAGAGAGGAAUACGAACAAUCUGCCGAUGAGGAUAUUGAUACACCUUAUAGUCCUGCUCCCAGUGAGGCGAAACUUUCUCCAGAGAAGAAUGAUUUUCUACUGAUACCGCUGCCUGAGAAAGAAAUUCCAAAGAUUAGAAAACGCGGUAGACCCAAGAGGACAAAGAUAAAAACAAAUGAGGAAGAGAGAAAGUUUCACUGUCCUCAGUGUCCUCAUAGUUCAAAAACAUUCUCAAAUAUGAAAAAACAUAUUCGCACCCAUAGUAGUCACAAAGACUUUGAAUGUGCUGAAUGUGGUAAUCGCUAUUCUGAUAAGUACGCCCUAAGGGAUCAUCUGUUGAUGCGGCAUAUCCAGAUGAAAAAGCUCCAUCACGUCUGCCCGCACUGUGGAAAGGCUUUCAAAUUGAGAAAAGGACUUCUCGUUCACGUUCGCACCCAACAUACAUCCCGACAAAAGUACUCCUGCUUUGUCUGCGGCAAGGUGUACGCCUCCAAGAACAGUGUUGAUCUCCACAUUCGCAUCCACAGCAACAGCGAACCCGGAGGGCAUGCCUGCCCAAAGUGCGGAAAAAGCUUUGACCGGAGAGACUUAAUGCUUCAGCAUCAUCGACAUAUUCAUAUUGCCCCCAAGAAGUUCCAAUGCAAUUGGGAAUCGUGCACCUUCCAGUGUGUAACGCAGGCUGCCUUUGUUUUGCACCAGCGUACCCAUACAGGUGAAAAACCCUUCCAAUGCAGCUUAUGCGAUAAAUUGUUCAAGAGCAAAAUGGCUGUAUCUCUGCACACCAUCAAUAUGCACAAGCCUGCCAGUCUUCAAUGUGGCUUCUGUGAGAAAGUCUUCAAGCUCUCUUCUGCCCUUCGCAAUCACGUCCGCCGUAUCCAUCAGGAGAAAACACUACCCUGUCCUUUCUGUGACAAAAAGUACGGCUUCAAAGCCGAUCUCACGCGCCAUGUAAAAAAUAGUCAUGCUGUUAAGAAAAUCUAACCAUUUUCUUGUAUACAUCAAUCUAACAACUAAUUGCAAUACAGAAACUGAUUUGAAAGUGAAA
Messenger RNA from Phlebotomus papatasi, 2934 nucleotides. Its product is annotated as zinc finger protein Xfin-like. The transcript has 3 exons. Lineage: Eukaryota; Metazoa; Arthropoda; Insecta; Diptera; Psychodidae. The record is from RefSeq and is a predicted model, not a curated record. The coding region runs from base 126 to 2870 and encodes 914 amino acids.